AUGGAAAACUAUGUCAAGCCACAGAACGAUAGCUGCACUCACGAAGUCCGAGUGCCAAAAUUAGAGUACCAGACUCUGGAAGUUAACACAAAGCAACUCCGUCUACUAAUUCUUCUACAAGCCUCGAUCGAAUGGGAAGAUCCUGAGUUGGCGUGGGACACAUCGGUGUACAAGUUUGAUGAAGUAAUUCUGCCAGUAGACAAAAUCUGGACUCCAGAACUCCUUGUAACAAACGCAAUGACAUCAACUCUGAAGCACGGCUCUGCUAAUGUGCUGGUGUACAGUAACGGCACAGUGAAGGACGAUCUGAUCAUAAAUGCAGAGGUGAACUGUGAAGUUAACCUGUUCAACUAUCCCUUCGCUUAUGAUGUGUGUCCUGUUGCAGUACAAGCCUGGGACACUGACAGUAAGCUCAGCAAUUCACUAAUAUACUACAUAUGUGAUCAUUUCUGA
Pundamilia nyererei is the source of this 453-nucleotide messenger RNA. RefSeq names its product zinc-activated ligand-gated ion channel-like. Gene Ontology annotation, molecular function: extracellular ligand-gated monoatomic ion channel activity; transmembrane signaling receptor activity. Gene Ontology annotation, cellular component: membrane. The coding region runs from base 1 to 453 and encodes 150 amino acids. Gene Ontology annotation, biological process: monoatomic ion transmembrane transport. The transcript is spliced from 5 exons. Lineage: Eukaryota; Metazoa; Chordata; Actinopteri; Cichliformes; Cichlidae. The record is from RefSeq and is a predicted model, not a curated record.